AUGCUUUUGGGUCUGGUUGUUGGUUUUUAUGGCUGUAAACUAAUUUUGUGUCUCUCUCCCUCUCUUUUUGCAGCUGAGCCAGCCGAUCUUCUAAAGAUUUUAGAUUUUCACAGUUUGCCGGAGGGUGUAACGAAAACUACAGGCUUCUGCACACACCGGAAGUCGUCAAAAGGGCCUGAUGUCGCCUACAGGGUCACAAAAGAAGCACAGCUUAGCGCUCCUACUAAACAACUCUACCCCUCGUCCGUGUUUCCUGAGGACUUCUCCAUCUUGGCGACGGUGAGGCCGAACAAAGGCAGUCAGUCUUUCUUGCUGUCGGUGUAUAACGAACAGGGGAUCCAGCAGCUCGGUCUGGAAGUGGGACGCUCCCCUGUUUUCCUGUAUGAGGAUCACUUGGGCAAACCCGGCCCGGAGGACUACCCGCUCUUCAGAGGGGUCAACUUGGCAGACGGAAAGUGGCACCGUGUGGCGAUCAGUGUUCACAAACAGAGCAUCACUCUGGUUUUGGACUGUAAGAAAAAGGUGACACGGACGUUAUCCAGAAGCCCUCACCCCAUCAUCGACACUAAAGGCAUCGUGGUCUUUGGGACGCGUAUCCUGGAUGAGGAGGUGUUUGAGGGUGACAUCCAGCAGUUGAUGAUUGUAUCGGACUAUCGCGCUGCGUUUGAUUACUGUGAGCACUACAGCCCCGAUUGUGAGGUUCCUGCACCUGAACAGCACCAGAACCAAGACCCAAACACUGAUAAAGAUAACACAGAGGAUGACAACUACUAUUACGAAUAUCCCUACUAUGAGGACAUGGACAACGAAAAGAGGGAAGAAACGACAACCGAUGACACGACUGGAACCGAAAUUGAAGACCUAACGGUGUCUGUUCCGGAUAGCGGUCGCGUGGUUACAUCGGUUAUCAGUAGUGGAACAGGCGGCUCCAGCAGUUCCUCGAGUAGCUCCUCGUCCUCCUCUUCUUCAUCCUCUUCAUCCUCCAGCUCUACCACGACUACUGGCGAGGAACCGUACGACGGCUACGAUGGAUAUGAGACUGGAUAUGAAACAUAUUAUGACGAGUCGACCUCGCCGCCUGACGGCUCCCGGACCAUCAGCAUCACUAGCACAGGCACAGGUACCGGCGGAGAAGUGGAUAUCGGACUGGGCAGUGAGGUGGAUUUGGGACUGGGAGGAGACCUGGACAGGCGGAUCAUUACAUCAUCAUCAUCAUCGUCGUCGGCGUCAUCAUCAGGAGGAGGAGGAAGUGGAAGAGUGCACUCAACUGUCACAGUCAUUCACAAUGGAACGUCUGGCUCUGUUUCCAGCUCCGGCUCUGGCACCGGCUCUAGCACCAGAAUCAGUACUAGCUCCAGCUCCAGCUCUGGAGUCAGCACCGGCUCCGGCUCCAGCUCCAGCUCCAGCUCUGGAGUCAGCACCGGCUCCAGCUCCAGCUCCAGCUAUACCUCGGUGGAUGGUGGUUAUGAUGAUACCCAGUACGGCGAGGGUUUGACCUAUGGAGAGGGAUAUGAAGAAGGAUACGGAGAGGGAGAUUAUACCGUGGAAGGAGGUGGUAGCAGCAGCAGAACUUCAGUGUCCGUAGGGGGCGGGUCUGUUUCUGUAGGAGGCGGAUCUGUUUCUGUUGGAGGCGGGUCUGUUUCUGUUGGAGGCGGAUCUGUUUCUGUUGGAGGCGGGUCUGUUUCUUCAAGUGGCUCAGUUGGGGGCGGAUCCAGCAGUGCUGGGGCCAGUGUGGGGGCGGGGUCUGUUGCCACCGGUGGACAGGGAGGAAUCGGUGGAGAGGCAGAUUCCAUCGAUAUCGACAGGUUCAAGGAGGAAUCCAUCACGGAUUACACUGACGCAGAACUGGAGAAGAUGUAUGACUAUGAUGACCUGUACACCGACGGUGACAAAGCACUGCCCGCAGAGACCGACGAGGGCUACGGACAGGUGGAUGGACUGAGGGGAGAGAAAGGCCAGAAAGGAGAGCCUGCCAUCAUUGAACCCGGAAUGCUUGUCGAAGGCCCACCUGGUCCAGAGGGUCCCACAGGUCUCCCCGGUCCUCCAGGUUCAACGGGACCCCCAGGUGGUGCUGGAGACCCCGGUGAGAGGGGUCUUCCUGGUCGCCCUGGUCUGCCUGGAGCUGACGGUCUUCCAGGACCUCCAGGGACUGUCCUGAUGUUGCCUUUCCGGAUGAGUACAGGAGGCGACAGCGGACAUAAGGGUCCUGCAGUUUCUGCCCAAGAGGCUCAGAUGCAAGCCAUCAUGCAGCAGGCCAGGCUGGCGAUGAGGGGUCCAACCGGACCCAUGGGUUUAACGGGCCGUCCCGGUCCUCUGGGUCCUCCUGGUGUUCCUGGACUGAAAGGAGAGUCUGGGGAAUCAGGACCUCAGGGUCCUCGUGGUCCACUGGGAUCCCAUGGCCCUCCUGGAAAGCCUGGUAGAAGGGGUCGACCCGGCUCAGAUGGAGCCCGAGGGAUGCCUGGACAGACGGGAUCUAAGGGUGACCGAGGAUUCGAUGGACUCGCUGGUUUGCCUGGAGAAAAGGGUCACAGGGGUGAGACGGGUCCUCAGGGGCCACCUGGGCCUCCAGGAGAGGAUGGAGAAAGAGGCGAUGAUGGUGAGGUCGGACCCAGAGGUCUGCCUGGAGAACCGGGUCCUCGUGGUUUGUUGGGCCCCAAAGGUCCCCAGGGGCCCCCAGGCUCUCCUGGUGUGACUGGUAUGGACGGACAUCCUGGACCUAAAGGAAACAUUGGUCCUCAAGGUGAGCCAGGACCUCCAGGACAACAAGGCAACCCCGGAGCUCAGGGACUUCCUGGUCCUCAGGGAGCGAUCGGACCUCCAGGAGAGAAGGGUCCCACUGGAAAACCAGGCUUACCGGGAAUGCCAGGAGCCGAUGGACCUCCGGGCCACCCGGGAAAAGAAGGACCAUCCGGAGAGAAAGGAAAUCUUGGACCUCCUGGUCCUCAGGGGCCAAUCGGAUAUCCUGGGCCUCGAGGUGUAAAGGCAGUCAGUGUUUGUGAUACAGGUGCUGACGGAGUCCGCGGGCUGAAAGGAGGCAAGGGUGAAAAGGGAGAAGACGGAUUUCCGGGAUUUAAGGGAGAUAUGGGCGUCAAAGGCGACAGGAAAGUGUACUGUAACUUCACAGCAGGUGGAGAGAGCUGCAUCUUCCCUGAUAAAAAGAGUGAAGGGGCCAGAUUCACCUCUUGGGUGAAGGAGACUCCAGGGUCGUGGUUCAGUGAAUACAAACGUGGUAAACUGCUCUCAUACGCGGAUGCGGAGGGCAAUCCGAUCGGAGUGGUCCAGAUGACGUUCCUGCGUUUACUCAGUGCCACGGCUCGGCAGAACCUGACCUACAACUGUUACCAGUCGGUGGCUUGGCACGACCAGGAACUGGACUCUUACGAUAAAGCCAUCCGCUUCCUGGGUUCCAACGAUGAGGAGAUGUCUUACGAUAACAACCCGUACAUCCGAGCCGCCGUCGACGGAUGCGCGUUGAAAAAGGGUUAUGAAAAGACUAUUCUUGAGAUCAACACACCGAAAGUGGAGCAGGUACCAUUUGUUGACGUUAUGUUCAACGAUUUCGGCGGAACGACGCAGAAGUUCGGCUUUGAGGUCGGACCGGCCUGCUUCAUCGGCUAAGACUGCUCAGCGAGCAAACGCGAACAAAACAUAUUCAUUUUCUCCGAAUACAAAACACACAAAAGAAAUAGGACGACUUAUUUGUAAAGUUUUGUGUUUCCAAACAAACCCAAUAGAUACCAAAGUAAGGAUAAAAGAAAUUUGAAAAAAGAAUGGAUUUCCAAACAAUGGGUUCUUAUAACAGAGCAACCUUUUUAACCUCGGUGUACACUCUGCAUCACAUGCAAGUUUUGAAACUGGAUGAGGUCAUCAUUCAUGUCUCUCCAAGCCCCGCCCACUUUACGCUCAUCUGACUCUUCGCCCCUCCCACAGGCUGUAUAGACCAAUUAGAUCCAUCCUUUUAUUUCACUUCCUGUUCUUGCACGUCCAGUUCGGCCUUUCUCAUUUGAGAAAUCUUUUCCGUUGGUUUGUUUGCUUGGGUUUUAUGUUGUUCCUCUUUCUACUUCUA
This is a messenger RNA of Carassius carassius (crucian carp), 4066 nucleotides long. It is a transcript of the gene col5a1, whose product is annotated as procollagen, type V, alpha 1. The record is from RefSeq and is a predicted model, not a curated record. The coding region runs from base 1 to 3618 and encodes 1205 amino acids. Gene Ontology annotation, molecular function: extracellular matrix structural constituent. Lineage: Eukaryota; Metazoa; Chordata; Actinopteri; Cypriniformes; Cyprinidae. The transcript is spliced from 34 exons.